This is a messenger RNA of Mauremys reevesii (Reeves's turtle), 958 nucleotides long. RefSeq names its product sodium/potassium transporting ATPase interacting 1 (gene NKAIN1). Lineage: Eukaryota; Metazoa; Chordata; Testudines; Geoemydidae. Gene Ontology annotation, biological process: regulation of sodium ion transport. The coding region runs from base 227 to 913 and encodes 228 amino acids. The record is from RefSeq and is a predicted model, not a curated record. The transcript is spliced from 7 exons.
UGAACCGCUCCUGCUCCUAGGCUAUCCUGGCAGCAUGCAAAAGCCAGGAGUGCUGCUGUGAAGAAAGUGCUGGCUCUGGCAGAGAGCUGGAGACCAAGGCGUGCUGCGGGUUUCCUCCUCAUGCUCUCUGAGGGGUAUUUUUCUUGGCAAAGGGAGGCUUGCUGAAGCUGGGAGAAGACAGCGCUCAUCCAGUGUGGGGAAAAUACAAGGCUCCAGCCAGGAAACCAUGGCGAAAUGCAAUGGGCGAUGCACGCUGGUUGGAUUCUGCUGCCUUCAGCUGAUAGCAGCGCUGGAGAGGCAGAUCUUCGACUUCCUGGGCUAUCAGUGGGUGCCCAUCCUGGCUAAUUUUUUACACAUUAUGGCUGUCAUCCUGGGCAUCUUUGGGACCAUCCAGUACAGAUCCAAAUACCUCAUAAUGUACGCGGCGUGGCUGGUGCUGUGGGUUGGAUGGAACGCAUUCAUCAUCUGCUUUUACCUGGAAGUUGGACACCUGUCACAGGACCGGGACUUCAUCAUGACCUUUAAUACCUCGCUGCACCGCUCGUGGUGGAUGGAGAAUGGGCCCGGCUGCCUGGUGACACCGGUGAUGAACUCAAACCUGGCCCCCGAGGACCAUCACGUCAUCACUGUCACCGGAUGCCUGCUCGAUUACCAGUACAUCGAGGUAGUGAGCAGCGCCAUGCAGAUAUUCCUUGCGCUCUUUGGAUUCGUCUAUGCCUGCUAUGUCAGCAAAGUGUUUAUGGAGGAAGAAGACAGCUUUGACUUCAUCGGAGGAUUCGAUUCCUACGGGUACCAGGCCCCACAGAAGACGUCACACUUACAGCUACAGCCUUUGUACACCCCCCGGGAAGAACAGCAGCACAAGGAGCAGGGAGCACACGCAUGUCCGAACAGCUCCCUCGCCAUGGAAUGAUCCUAAUGCGUCCUUGCACAGAUGAACCAAAAGGCUGGAUGGGGG